Serpula lacrymans var. lacrymans S7.9 is the source of this 1653-nucleotide messenger RNA. RefSeq lists its product as uncharacterized. The record is from RefSeq and is a predicted model, not a curated record. The transcript has 4 exons. Gene Ontology annotation, molecular function: oxidoreductase activity. Bases 1 to 1653 code for a protein of 550 amino acids. NCBI's taxonomy places the organism in Eukaryota, Fungi, Basidiomycota, Agaricomycetes, Boletales, Serpulaceae.
AUGACCCGCAAAAUCAAAGUCGCUGUCGUUGGCAGUGGGCUAGCUGGACUAACCGCUGCAUACUUGCUAACCCAGAAGCCAUCCUCGGAAUCGGAGUCGGAGCUGCCUACUGUGACAGAAUUCGAAGUACAUGUUUUCGAGAAGGCAAAAGUCUUGGGUAUGGACUCAUCUUCCAUAUCCGUACCGAUCACCAAAGACAGGAAAAGUGACUGGAGGAUCGACGUGCCGAUGCGGUCGUUUCAAGGAGGCUACUACCCUCAGUUAUUAGCUCUGUACAAACAUCUCGGAGUCAAAUUCCGACAAGCCAAUUUCUCCUACUCUUUUUCCCUUCUCUCCUCAUUCAACACUCUGAAAGCACCGAAGAUGACGACCACCAUGAUAUAUAAUGGACAAUCAGGACGUGCUGGUGUCAGUAUGCCAUCCAGUCUCACAGUCGCAAACUCCAAAUCUCUUCCAACUCAAGUAACCAAUUAUACCGUCAGCUACGGCUUAUUCGUGAUUUCCACGAUCUAUCUCCUCCUCAACUAUCUUCGUCUUAUCAUGCUAUCAAUUCCAUGUUUGCGCUCCGCGCGUGCACCUGAAAUGACUUUUCGUGAAUGGAUAGAGUAUGCUGCUCCAAUAGGAUUUAUAGGUCAAAUACUUGGAUCGGAAGCUUCAUGGAAGGAUUUCUCUUAUGACGUCUUGGUACCACUAUUUUCUGCCGUGUGUACCGCUCCAGAGGAGGAUGUUACAGAACAUCCCGCAGAAGAAUUUCUCGACUAUGUAUGGCUUACCCUGUUUACUCAUCAUUAUGUCGUGACCAAUGGUGUCAAGGACGUCGUGAAAAGGCUUUCGAAAAACGUACAACAUGUUCACGUUGGCACUUCGAUAUCAGCUAUUCGACCUCACAGUGAAGAUCCACAUCUCGUUUCCAUACAUUGCUCGAUAAAUGGCCGCGAAGAAGUCUAUAGUGAUUUCCGCCAUAUUGUAUUCGCUACACAAGCUAAUAGCGCCAUCCCACUUCUAACGUCAUAUAUGAAAUCUCUUUCACCUGAAUCAUCUCACCGCCCAGCUAUCGAGGAACAGAUACGUUGUCUGAAGAAGUUUCACUAUCGCCCUUCAAUUGUCAUCAAUCAUACCGACGACCAGCUGAUACCUGACAAUAUAAAUGACAGACGGGACCUAAAUCUUGUGUCUGUGGCUUCAGGAAAAGUACCAGUAGACUUGGAUGAUUCCCCUCAUUGUCUUCCAGCAUCGUAUACCAUGGCUACCCACAUUUUAUCACCUCCUGAAGAAUACUUGUCGCACCUACCCACAAUUUAUCAAACUACCAACCCCAUCGUGGCUCCCCGCGAGGAGUGCAUACUCUCUGAGGCGCGGCUGGAGCGAGCUGUCCUUACAAUGGAUGCGAAAGCGGUACUGCGUGGUUUUUGUCUUCAAGAUGCCCCUCGAUGGUGGCAAUGUGCUGUGCAGUGCGACAGCAGGCUGGGGCCACUGCAAGGAGGAGGCGCAACGGCGGCAGGUCUGGGAGGAGGACCUGGCAUAUGGCUUUGUGGUUCGUAUGCUUACUACGGUAUACCCCUAUUGGAAGGUUGUGUGGUAAGCGCAAGGAACGUGGUAGAGCAAGGCAUUCUCGCGAGCGAAGGUAUCCCUAUAGGACAUGGAUUAUGGUAA